AUGGCAUCAAACCGAGGCCGCUUCGCCUCUCGCACCGCCUUCGAGGCCCUUCAGGUCGAGGAGAUCGAGUCCGAUGAGGAAGAGAUUGUCCAGGAGCAACCCAAACAAGUCAGUCAGCCUACUUCCAAAGCUUCACCCUCCAAGAACGCUUCUGCGACCACCGACAAGAAGUCCGCCAAGCACAAGGCUAGCGUCAAGCCUGCUACCACUCCCGAAUCUCAGCCGCCCAACACCACAACAGAGACUUCCAAGCCAGCCAGCAGCAAAGAGCCUACCAAGUCCGCUGCCACGAAUCGCUCUAACGGUGUAAAUGGUCAUAAGUCCAUCGCCUCUGCCGCAGUCGAGAAGCUCGGUGCACAGAGCAAAGUUGUCCCCACUCCUCCUGCACCUUUUGCCGCCCAGGCUCCCAAGCAAGGAAACGAGGCUGUUCAGCAUCCAGCACCUUCCCUUCAGCCACCGCAGCCUAAGGCCGAGUCCAAGACCGAGCCCAAGACCGAUCAGCCCCAAUCAAUCCUGAAUGCCGCCAUCAAGACCGUCAGCGCCCAACGAUCUGGAGAGUCCAAAGUCCAGACAUCUCAGUCUACUACUCAGAAGCAGCAGAGCCAGGAAGAUGCGGCCGCGGCCUCCAAGGCAAAGUGGAAGAAGAUUUACGAGAGAACACUCUUCACUCUGAUCAUGAUUGCUGGCUUCGUCGCACUUGUGCUCCUCGGUCAUCCGUAUAUGAUCUUGCUCGUCAUGGUUUCGCAGACGCUCGUCUACCGUGAGAUUGUCGCCCUUUUCAACAUCCCUGGCAGACCCUCAGUCACUGGCGGUGGAGGUACAGGACGUUCGAGCCGUGUGUCUUCGGCUCCCACCAGCGCUGCUACUAGCGAGGAUGAAGAGGAAGAGCGUAUCCAGAGCCGUCUCGAAGGCCGUCGUGAGGAGCUUUGGAGCAAGGCACUCAGCUGGUACUUCUUCGCCGUCGCCAACUACUUUCUCUACGGCGAAUCGAUCAUCUACUACUUCAAGCACAUCGUCUUUGUCGAUGCCUACUUUAUUCCCUUUGCCAGGCACCACCGCUUCCUUUCUUUCAUGCUCUACGUGUUCGGUUUCAUGGCCUUUGUCUCGAACCUGAAGCGACGCAACCUGAAGCACCAGUUCGGCUUGUUCUGCUGGGUGCACAUGUCGCUCCUUCUCAUCGUCUUCUCGAGCCAUUUUAUCGUCAACAACAUCCUCGAAGGUCUCAUCUGGAUCUGGGUCCCCGCCUCGCUUGUCAUCUGCAAUGACGUCUUUGCCUACAUCUGCGGUAUGAGUUUUGGAAAGACACCCUUGAUCGACCUCAGCCCCAAGAAGACGGUCGAAGGCUUCGUUGGUGCAUUCAUCGUCACCGAAAUCUUUGCUUAUGGCUGGGCCACCUUCUUCCAGCGAUACAACUACAUGAUCUGCCCUGCUGUCAGCCUUGGCAUGAACGCUUUCAAGGAGAUCACCUGCGACGUCAAUCCUGUCUUCCACUGGCACUAUCUGCCUCUUCCACCCGCUAUCGCCUCGUUGGCCUCUUCCCUCCUCCGUCACCGCGUCGCAGCAUUGCCCUGGUCCUACUUCCAGCUUCACGCUCUCGUGAUGGCUGCUUUCGCAAGCUUGGUCGCUCCUUUCGGUGGUUUCUUCGCUAGUGGCUUCAAGCGAGCCUUUAACAUCAAGGACUUUGGCGACAGCAUCCCCGGUCAUGGAGGCUUGACCGAUCGAUUCGAUUGCCAGUUCUUGAUGGGUCUCUUCUCCUACGUCUACUACUCGUCCUUGAUUCGCGAGCACCACGUCACUGUGGGCUCGGUGCUGCAGACCGUGGUCACUCAGCUUACGCUCGAGGAUCAGAUGGAGCUGUACAACGAGAUCAGCCGCUACUUGGUCGGUCAGGGCAAGCUGGUCAAGUAA
Molecule: messenger RNA, 1908 nt
Organism: Ustilago hordei
Lineage: Eukaryota; Fungi; Basidiomycota; Ustilaginomycetes; Ustilaginales; Ustilaginaceae
Exons: 1
Coding region: 1-1908 (635 amino acids)
Cellular component (GO): endoplasmic reticulum membrane
Molecular function (GO): phosphatidate cytidylyltransferase activity
Source: RefSeq, a predicted model, not a curated record